GAGGGAGAUCACCGCUGGAUCAACUCCGUUGCUCGAGCCCUGCAGUUACUGAACUCCCUGUACGGACCUUUUGGCAAGACCUAUGGGAUUGGCAGGUGUGCCAAGAUGAGCUACGAGCUGUGGCAGGAGCUGGAGGAGGAGAGUGAGGGCGAUGGCCAGGGCAGGAAGCCUGAGAUUGGCAACGUCUUCCUCAUGGACAGAGACACGGACUACGUGACGGCACUGUGCUCCCAGGUGGUGUACGAGGGGCUGGUGGACGACACCUUCCGCAUCAAGUGUGGGAGCGUGGAUUUUGGGCCAGAUGUCACCUCUUCUGACAAGAGCAUUAAGGUGCUGCUCAAUGCCCAGGACAAAGUCUUCAGCCAGAUUCGGAAUGAGCACUUCUCCAGCGUGUUUGGCUUCCUGAGCCAGAAGUCGCGUAACCUGCAGGCGCAGUACGACCGGCGCCGCAGCAUGGACAUCAAGCAGAUGAAGAACUUUGUCUCCCAGGAACUGAAGGGACUAAAGCAAGAGCAUCGCCUGCUGAGCCUGCAUAUUGGUGCCUGCGAGUCCAUCAUGAAAAAGAAAACCAAGCAGGACUUCCAGGAGAUGAUCAAGGCUGAACAUUCUCUUCUGGAGGGCUUCGACAUCCGCGAGAGCACCAGCUUCAUAGAGGAGCACAUAGACCGGCAGGUGUCCCCCAUCGAGAGCCUGCGCCUGAUGUGCCUCCUGUCCCUCACGGAGAACGGUCUCAUCCCCAAAGACUACCGCUCCCUGAAAACCCAGUACCUGCAGAGCUACGGGCCUGAGCACUUGCUGACCUUCCACAACCUCAAACGCAUUGGGCUGCUGACUGAGCAGUCAGCUGGAGAGACCCUGACUGCUGUGGAGAGCAAAGUCAGCAAGCUGGUGACAGAUCGUGCUGCCGGAAAGAUCACAGAUGCGUUUAAUUCUUUGGCCAGGAAGAGCAAUUUCCGAGCCAUAAGCAAGAAGCUGGGGUUGGUAUGUCCUCGUGGGGCUGCUG
Molecule: messenger RNA, 1003 nt
Organism: Pelecanus crispus (Dalmatian pelican)
Lineage: Eukaryota; Metazoa; Chordata; Aves; Pelecaniformes; Pelecanidae
Source: RefSeq, a predicted model, not a curated record